This is a messenger RNA of Pteropus alecto (black flying fox), 1186 nucleotides long. It is a transcript of the gene SHD, whose product is annotated as Src homology 2 domain containing transforming protein D. Lineage: Eukaryota; Metazoa; Chordata; Mammalia; Chiroptera; Pteropodidae. The transcript has 6 exons. The coding region runs from base 149 to 1186 and encodes 345 amino acids. Gene Ontology annotation, molecular function: phosphotyrosine residue binding. The record is from RefSeq and is a predicted model, not a curated record.
CUUCUGAGCUCCGCCAAGGGGCACACUUGACCUUCCUCCUUCUCCUCUGCCUCCUCCCUGGGGGCUCUGCCAAGGAACGAACGGGGCCAGGGAGCGGGCAUGUGGGGCUCCCCUUGACAGUGGCCAGGUUUGCGUGACUCGCGCCCAAAUGGCCAAGUGGCUAAGGGACUACCUGAGCUUUGGCGGUCGGAGGCCCCCUCCGCAGCCGCCCACCCCUGACUACACGGAAAGCGACAUUCUGCGGGCCUACCGGGAGCAGAAGAACCUGGACUUCGAGGACCCCUACGAGGACGCGGACAGCCGCCCAGACCCAGACCCCGCGGGCCCCGGCGACGCCAAAUACGAUUCUCCCAAACACCGGCUCAUCAAGGUGGAGGCAGCCGAGAUGGCCAGAGCCAAGGUCUUGCUGGGCAGUGCAGGGGAAGAGGCAGAAGUUGACACCGAGUACUCGGACCCCUUUGAUGCCCAGCCUCCUCCGCCACAUCCGGAUGACGGCUACAUGGAGCCCUACGAUGCCCAGCGGGUCGUGAGUGAACUGCCGGGCAGAGCAGUGCAGCUGUACGACACGCCCUACGAAGAGCACGAGGAGGACCCCGCAGAUGGGCCUUCUUCAGAGCAGAGGCCCCGACAGAGCCGGCUGCCCCGGGAGGACGAACGGCCGGCGGAUGAAUAUGACCAGCCUUGGGAGUGGAAGAAAGAUCACAUCUCCAAGGCUUUUGCAGUGCAGUUUGACAGUGCGGAGUGGGAAAGGACCUCAGGCUCAGCCAAGGAGCUCCGGAGACCCCCGCCCAGGGGCCCCCAGGCCGCAGAGCGUGUGGGCCCGGCCUUGCCCCUCGAGAAACAGCCGUGGUUUCACGGCCCCCUGAGCCGGGCGGAUGCGGAGAACCUCCUGUCGCUCUGCAAAGAAGGCAGCUACCUCGUGCGGCUCAGCGAGACCAGCCCCCAAGACUGCUCCCUGUCCCUCAGAAGCAGCCAGGGCUUCCUGCAUCUGAAGUUCACACGGACCCGGGAGAACCAGCUGGUGCUGGGUCAGCACAGCGGCCCCUUCGCCAGUGUCCCCGAGCUGGUGCUGCACUACAGCUCACGCCCGCUGCCCGUGCAGGGUGCUGAGCACUUGGCCCUGCUGUACCCGGUGGUCACACAGAGCCCCUGCCCCGGAGCCCCUGCCCCUUGCCCUUCCCCCUGA